Messenger RNA from Actinia tenebrosa (Australian red waratah sea anemone), 2608 nucleotides. RefSeq lists its product as uncharacterized. Gene Ontology annotation, cellular component: plasma membrane. The record is from RefSeq and is a predicted model, not a curated record. NCBI's taxonomy places the organism in Eukaryota, Metazoa, Cnidaria, Anthozoa, Actiniaria, Actiniidae. Gene Ontology annotation, molecular function: signaling receptor activity.
AGAAUAUUUUAAAAGUCGAAGGUACACCGACAUGGACUUCUUAUUUCUCAUCCUUGUUUUCCUAAAUUCUGGAUUUCUAUUCUCAGAGGCGGUUCGUCCUUCAUUCUCUGUAUUUGUGUCAGAUGACUUUUUAUUGGUUGGCCGAAGUGUCAAAAUCACUCAAAAAACCACAGUGACCGAAGCAACUCCCUUUCGCUACAAGAUCAAGCUGCCAUUCAAUGAGACAGCCUACAUGAGGAUAUUAGGUCUUACUGUCCAGACCAAUGACAGCCUGCAGAUUACUGGCAAUAAAGUGCCAAAUUUGACGUCUUCCUCUGGGGAUGAGAAUCUUAUAGACGAAGCAACAUUUGACCUGGGUCAAGUGACGCCUAGUGGAUCCAUGGAUAUCGUAGUUACAUUUGUGGCGCAGCUCCUCGAUCAUCCAAAACUUACAAACGGUGAGAAAGUGUGGAUAAGUAUUGGGGCCGAGUUUACGAAUGGAUCCAUCUGGGCCAAUCAGCUUGCUGUUAGUGGCUUUAAGAACUUUGAUCCUGAACCAGUCCUGAAAGGCAGUGCGCAUGUGCCACAGAUGGACCAGAAUGAAGUAGUGACUGGGUCGACCGUAGACAUCAACUUCCGGUUGACCCACGAUCCCAUCAAGACCACGUCCAUCGCAAGCGGCAUCAACAUCACAUUCUUCCAUCCUCCAUACUUGGUAUUUGAUUCCAUGGCAAAGGACCCCAAGUCGGUACACGCUCAAGUGAUCAGUAACUCGAUCAGCACACGAACUCUAUCGGUUGGCUCGUUUAAUUUCUCCGAAGUUGCGCAUUUCAACAUGACCUUUCAAGUCGAUCCUGCAAAAACUAAACCGAGAGGUCAGGUCCACGCAGCCUUCGUUCGCAUCGAAGUGAAAUAUAGCUUUACAUCACCCUUCUAUCCGGACCCACGAGAGAUGAACAUGAAAAAAGCUUUGCAAAACACAAUCAAGUUUUAUCCUCAAAGAGAUUCUUGCGACGUAGCGCUGGCAGUAGCUGACGAAAAUUUCGAAGCUUCAUCGUACUCCACUGAGGGACCCCCAAAAGAAGGAAAGCUUAACGGACCAAAGGCCUGGGUACCAGUUACCGCUUUGAAGAAAGAUCGUAAUCAGUUCAUCGGGGUGAAUUUCACGGGACUCAAGAUCAUCCACAGGAUUGCAGUCCAGGGAUCUGGUGACGGCCUCUCGACUUCCGGUUACGUCACUGGCUUCCGUGUAUUCUACAGUAAAGACUGCGCGAUGUGGACGCUCUACAAGAACAAGGACAACAUCAAGUACCUGAAGGGCAACACGGCCGCCAACAAGAUGAAUGUCGUACCACUUGAUCCUCCCAUCGAAGCGAAGUGUAUCCGCAUCAACCCGACUGCGUUCAACAAGCAGAUUAGCCUACGAUUCGAGUUGUAUGGCUGCGCAUCGUCCAAUCCAACUCCUGCAGCUCUUCUAAAGAGUCGUACCUUUCUUCUGGAUACAGCCACCAAUACCAUCUAUGCUUGCAACAUCCCAAUGCUCAAGAAAAGUGGCCAAGCAAGUUGUUACUAUUCGUCGGACAGCGGCACCGCUUGGACAGCUUUCGAUCAUAACGUACUAAACAUCAAGAUGAUCAACCCUGACAACAAACGUAUCUACGGACUUGGACUCCGUGGUAGCCACUUCAGUUGCACCGCUCAACUAACCAUCGAAUGCAUGAUGAUCUCAGCGGCUGAGUACGACAAAGUGAAAGUUCUUCCAGGAGUGAUCUUCGCAAAGGAAGCCAACAAGAUUUCUGUCACUGAUGAUCCGAACUCCAAGAUUCCAGUAGAAGCGGAUUCGUUCACUCACGAUGGGAAGAAACUGGGAGCAUCUCCUCUUGGCAUUCAUUGGUACGAUGGCGCAUGGAAUCAAAAGACAUCCUGGGCUUUUGGCGGUAAGUGUGUCUGAUAACUGCGUGAACGUGAAUAAUUCCUUGUCGGACUUUGAAGACGAAUGUUGUCCAAUUGAUAAUGAUCAAUCAUCAGCACCACAGAUAAUAAACUGAACAUUAGGCACCAAUAUAACAAGACGUUAAAAUAGAUCAAUAGGAUGGAAUCAGUAAGGCACAAGUACCCUUCGUGGUCAGUCAGGCCACGCAUGCGUAGACUGCUUGUAGGCCCCGCCAGAAUGGAUAAUUCUGCACUGCCCCUAGUCAGAGGUCGUAGAGCCAAUAUUUACUUGCACUAUUUUUAAUGUCUUCUCUAGACACCUACGGGUACGAGACUGGAACUAUGCGUGCCUAACUGAUGCAGGCGACUACCCCAUUUCUGUAACCACCCCACCCUCUUCCCCGUCUGCUUGUAGCUACAACAAUCACUCCCCCCCCCCCCCCAAUCCUUCCACCAACAAUCAUAGGGUCUCAAAAUGUACGAGACGAUUGUCCUUUUAUUCGUUUACCAGAAUGCUGCAUCGCCAUUAACUUUAUAAGUUUAAAAAGUAGUUAAAUUGCGUGUUGCAUCACAUCAAUAGGAUGUGUUUUUAGGUUCAUAUACCUAAGUUGUGUGGUAUAUGUUUGCAUGACAGUUUUAAUGUGCACAACGAUGACUGAAAUAAUAUUUCAAAUAAAUACACAAAAAAUACAAUCAA